Messenger RNA from Brenthis ino (lesser marbled fritillary), 1380 nucleotides. The record is from the annotation of a GenBank genome assembly. Lineage: Eukaryota; Metazoa; Arthropoda; Insecta; Lepidoptera; Nymphalidae.
AUGUUUUUCGAGAAUAUUAUCUUAAAUAUAUCGGUUAUAUGUGUUUUAAUCGUUGCACUAAUUUUUGACUAUGUAACCAAAUAUUUCAGUUAUUGGUACAUUAGACAUGUACCUUACAAAAUAUCCAUUCCUUUCUUUGGCAGUGAUUACCAUCGAGUUUUGGGAAUUCGUAACACUUCGGAUGAAGUCAGUAAGUUAUACACUACAUAUAAUGAAAAAUAUGUCGGCUGCAUCAAAAGCAGAAUACCUGACUUGAUAGUAAAAGACGCGGAUUCGAUAAAGAGGAUUCUGUCGACAGAUUUUGCAAAUUUUCAUUGCCGAGGCACUGGCUUGGACCUAUCUCGGGAUGUUUGUAUACGAAACAAUUUAUUUUACUCUGAAGGCGAAAAGUGGACUCUAUUACGUAGAAAACUCGAGUUACUAUUGAAUAAUAUUGACUCUGAAUUUCAAGACAGUUUGCAUGACUGUUUGUCAGGAACCAAUGGAGAUACGAAAGUUCAACAAUUACUCUCGGAUAUAUUGGAUGCUGUGUUUAAGAAUUUACUUAUCGAUAAUAAUUUAGAUGGUACAGUUAUUAGGAGUUUAAGGGAGGCGAUGCAAAAGCGAACCUUGUUUGAUAAGCUUAAGAGCUAUUUGAAGGAUAUAUUUCCUUCGGUCUAUGUAUUGUUUGGAUUAAGCACCGUACCCGAGCAUUUCUUUGGUAAAUUUGUUCAGGUCCUGAAAGAAUCUAAAUUAAAGAAAGAAAUUAAAAAAACAGAAUUGAUGUUCGAAGACGAUGCUAAUAAUAAAAACAUAAAAGGAGAAUCAAAUUAUAGCACGAUUAAUUCUUAUUUAAGCCUUUUCAUUGAACAAGGGUACAUGCCUUGCCUUUAUGUAUUAACUGCACUAUUAUAUGAACUAGCUAGAAAUCCCGAAAUUCAGGAGAAAGCAAGAAAAUGUGUUGGAUCUUCUUCUGAAGAAGACUAUUUGAGUAAUACUAUUAAGGAAGCUCUAAGAAUGUAUCCUCCAUAUUCAGUAAUUACGAGAAAAUGUGUCAAAAUGUAUCAAUUUCCUAAAAAAGAUCUAGUGAUAGAUAAAAAUUUAACAGUCACAAUACCAAUCGAAGCUAUGCAUAAGGAUGAAGCGAAUUUCAAAGAGGCAAAUUUAUUUAACCCUAGUAGAUUUUUGGAUGAUGAUAAUAUAUCAAAUACAUACUUGCCUUUUGGAGCUGGUCCUAGAAAAUGUAUUGGCGAAGCAGUCGCCUUACGCAUCCUGAGAGGAGUAACUUCAGCAAUUCUAAAGAAAUUCUACAUAGAACCAUGUGAAGGGGAACUAAAAAUCACCGAUUAUAAUUUUAAGAGGAUCAUCGAUGGUGACAUAUGGUUAAGAUUCAAACCUAUU